Paramuricea clavata is the source of this 818-nucleotide messenger RNA. The record is from the annotation of a GenBank genome assembly. NCBI's taxonomy places the organism in Eukaryota, Metazoa, Cnidaria, Anthozoa, Malacalcyonacea, Plexauridae.
AAGAUGGCAUUACCAUAAAGGCAGCUUCAAAUAGAAUCUCCUACCAAAAAGGCUUAGCAAAAUGUCAAGCUGACGGCAAAGGGCUUUGCACCUCGAAAACGAUAUGCAAGGAUAACAAAACCCCUUACAGCGGACCUCUUUCAGGAGACCACUGGGUACCUGUAAAGGACAGCUACAACGAAUGGUUACAAAUUGGUAAGACAAAAAUAUUUUUGAACUAGUGCACUAACAACAUGACAAGUUCCUUCAUAAAUCAUCAAUUGUUUUGUUAAUGCUACCAUGUUGUAUAAAACAUUGCUAAUACUAAAAUAACAGGUUGUUACAAUUUGUCAAUAAACCUUUCCAGAAAGUAUGCCACUUUGGCUAUGGAUACUUUUAAUUUGUUCGUGUAUGUGUCAUUAGGUGAAGCCUAACAUUUAAAUCACGAAGAUAAAGCUCUAUCGCCCAAGCAGUAUUUGCCGGAGCGUGUAUCGAGAAUAUAUAGCAUUUUAACCGGUGUAGUUGUUGUAAAUCGUAACAAGAAAUAAAACUUAUAUAUUUCCUCAAAUCCUUUGCAAAUUACGUCACUUUUACUUCCCACGGUUGCUAAAAGCUGUAGGGAAAAAAUUCUGAGGCAGAUUAAUGGUAACUCUAAACUACCUGAGCAAACCCUGACACUCAGUUAUUACUGUACGUACUCAAAGUCGUUUAUUCUUUUCUUAGGUAAAGCUCCGCACAAACCAUGCACUCUUCACUCUCAAUUGGGAUCUAAGCCCAAGUGGGGAAUGACCACAAGUAGUCAUUCCUUCAAGGGAAUUCUGUUCUGUUGCAAGAAAUAA